CAGUAGCUUAUAACAGUCCAGCAUCUAUUAUCAUGCAGCACUAGCAAUCAACAUUCCAAUCGAACUGUAGUCCAGUGAUCAAAUUUCAUACAGUGGCUGAGCUGACGAGCUUAGUCAAGUCAGUGAGCAGCUGACAUAUGCAAAGUCGAUCAGUCAAAAUCCAGUGUUCUGAUUGGUCUAGAUGCUUAUUUCCAUGGAAACAAGCGAUUGUUUGCGAAUUUGACUGAUCUGUGGGGAGUUCUGACCGAUCUACAAAAGUCAGGGGUGCCCCAUUUGUCGGAAUAUCAUUAAUAUUUGCCGCAGCACGCGCUCAUUCGAAGUGUCAUGUUAAACGAAAGAUUCAAUUUAAAGAUUUCUACGGAAAAUUUGGGAAUGUCUGCUGCUCCUUGGCUUGUAGUAUUUACGAAACGGUCAGUCCGCAUUUGCGGUGAAUCAUUUAGCUGUCUUACAAGACUGUUGGGCUGAUCGUGGGAGAAAAAUUGACGCUAUAUCGGAGAGUUAGUUUCAGUUGAGCAGUUGCUAGGCGCAAUGAGUAGCACAAACUACAGUUUGACUGUUUGAAUAGAAGUACUGGCGCCGAGAUCUUUAUUCUGAAGAGUACAGUAAGGUAAAUUUAAUGUGAUAUGUCAAUUUUAUUUCGUUUUAGGCAGUAUAACAAUAUUUGUAAGCGAACAAGAUGCGUGCCAGGCAGAUGUAAAUACACGUAUCUUGAUUGAGAUUUAGCUAUGAAUAUUGAUUUACACAACAAAUUUGCAUAUCUAAAGCAGUAUACAUAGGGUAUAAAGUCAGUUUUAUAAAUGAAUGUUAAUGUAAGACUUUUAUAAUAUUGAUAUAUGGUCUAUUUGAGCAAUAUGACACUGUAGUGAUUAUUAGCCAAGUGGUCAAUGACUCCACAAGGCUAUUAUAGGCAACAUAAAUUAGUGUAGUACCAUCUGUAAUUUGAUAAAAUGAAACAUCUUGCACAAUGAUCACAUUUCUGCAAGUACUUCUUUACUUUUCCGUAAGGAGGGAGUUAUAUAAUUAAUUGUGAGAGUCAGUGAGACUGAAAAUUGCUAUAAUUGUCUCCCAUUUCAUGAGGUUAAUUUUUGGUUGAAGCUGCUCUCAGAGCAUUUCAAAUGGAGUUCCUGAGGUUCAAAAAUAAAACAUUUUCUGGGGGCAAACCCCCCUAGACCCCUUGGGGGACAGAACCCCGGCCCCCUAAGCACCUCGCGCAUUCACUGCUCGCGAAACUAGAGAAAAUUUUGACUAACAUAUGAAAAAUCCUGGAUCCGCCCCUGGAUUUAGAAACACAUGCUCGAAUUUCACGAAUGAAGAUUGGACUAGGUAUUUCGAUUAUAAUUUGCUUUAUUAUACACAAAAUAUAAACAUAUUCUCACCUGAACAUUAUACUAACAUCCCUCAUGUAUUGCUAGUGAAAAUCCAGUCGAUUCUUAUCAAAAAUAGUUAAAUUUUGAACAACCUAUUCACAAAGUCGAAAAUAAAAAUUUGAAAAGGCUAAAUUGCAGAAUACCCGUCCACUGGUCAUAUUUCACUGCGUAGCCAUAUUUUCAGUACCUAUGGCUACGUAGUCACACUCUAUCAAAUUACAAUAUCAAGGAAAUAUGUCAUUCUAUCAAUGUCUCACUGUGUACCCGUGUAGCUGCAUAGCCACUAAAAAAUAUAUCUACCUUAGUAAUUACGUCAUUAUAUCAAUGUCUCGUUCUUUCAAACAUUCACUGCGUAGCCACGUAGCCACUAAAAAAUAUAUCUACAAUCAGUGACAAAAGGUUUUUGGACAGUGAUAUAAUAUAGACAUAUCUGCGCAUUUCCAAAUACUGUUCAGCUUAAUAACACUAUCCCUACCUCCCCCACCCUAAACAAUGUUGGGUCGCUGGCAAGGAACAUUUUGCGCAGGUAUUUCCACACACAACAUUGAACGGGGGGUGCAGGGGGUCGAUUAUGUUGUAAACGUACGCUGUUUAGCUAUUUUGUCCAAAGUGUUUUGUCACUGAUUGUACCUUAGCAAUUACAUAAUUAUAUCAAUGUCUCUUUCUUUCAAAGACUCACUGCGUAGCCUUGUAGCCACUAAAAAAUAUAUCUACCUUAGCAAUUACGUCAUUACCCUUACGAAAAUUUCCUAUAGGAAUUCCUAUAGGAAAUCAAAAUUCCUAUAGGAAUUCCUAUAGGAAUUGAAAAUUCCUAUAGGAAUUCCUAUAGGAAUUUUUAUUUCCUAUAGGAAUUCCUAUGGGCAUUGAAAAUUCCUAUAGGAAUUCCUAUAGGAAUUGAAAAUGGUGGAAAAAUUCCUAUAGGAAAAAAUAUUCCUGUAGGAAUUCCUAUAGGAUUGGAAAAUGGCUAUAGGAAUUCCUAUAGGAAAUGAAAAUUCCUAUAGGAUUUGAAAAUGGUGAAAAAAAAAUCCUAUAGGAAAUAAAAAUUCCUAUAGGAAUUCUUAUAGGAUUGGAAAAUGGUGGGAAAAAUUCAUAGCCUAUACCACUAUGGCCUGAUACAUGCAUGGGUAUAAGAACUUUACUUAUAUAAAAAAUUAUACAGAUAAAUAUAAUUUACGAAAUAACUCCUUCCUACAGGAAUUUCUAUUUCUUAUAGGAAUUUUUUCACCAUUAUCAUAUCCUAUAAGAAUUCUUAUAGGAAUUUUAAUUUCUUAUACAACUACACUAUUCCUAUAUCGUAUUUCACUCAUAGACAUUUAUUGCUGACGCAGCGAGCGAGCCUGAAGCGAGCGAGCAAGUCAGCAAUUCUAAUUCGUAUUGGGCUCUGAAAGUAAGAUUUUACUUCCGUUUCUCCGACCAGAAUGCACAGCUGUUAACCGACCAGAAUGCAUCACUGUUAACCGACCAGAAUGCUUUGCAUGCAUGAUGCUAUAAAUACGGGGAAUUUCAUCAAAUUUCAUUAACGUCAUGCAUUAGUCGGUUUAUAUAAGCCGCUAACGAUGAAGUUGUUUUGAUGUAUUUUGUAUUCAUUGUAUGGUCUGUAAUUUCUGGCUGGUCUUACGCUAUAUACUGUAUACUGAAUUUGCUUAUUGCAAACAAUUUAUAACGCUUGGAAGCGAUAUUUCUGCGUUUGUGUUCUUCGCCUUAUCUUGUUUUCUCUUUCUUAUAUCAUUUAGCACUUAGCACUAUAUACUAAGUAAAGUCAACAUUGUAAUUGCACGGCAGCUGAAAGCGUUCAUUUCAAGCGUUAAAAGCAAAUCAAUUUCAUCUCGAUUGUUGUUGACAGUUCGUCUGCUGACUUUUUGUUUGAAUUGAAUACGAUUUGAAUAUAACGUAAUUGACACGGAGACAUGGCAUCAACAGUUUGGCAACUGCCAACUAUGACUAUAGUCAGUAUGGCAUUUUGAAAGAACGAUGCUUUGCAUGCGUGCUAUUUCAUGGUUAACUCAUUAAGUUGCAGACUGUUGCAACAUUGGCACUCCCCAAGUUGCAAGGAAAAUGGCGAAUUUUAGUUACUGUCAACUGCUUUUACAAAAAUACCCAUAUCUCAAGAUCAAUGUUAUAAAAAACCUCGAAAUUUUGCAGUGGGUUAAAUGAUAAAUGAUUAAUCAAUUCUAUUUUAAAUGAGCUCCCAAACUUAAAUAUAUCAUUAGAUUUUUGGGUGAGAAUUCUUGGUUUGUGUAAAUUUAAGUCUCUGACAUUUUGCUUCUUCAUGACACCCAACAUCUGAAGGGCAAUAAUUCAAUAACCCAACAUAAAUGGAGAAAUAUUUUUUGAUUCCUGGAUUGGUACACAUUUAUUUUCAAAUUAGUUUUCAUCUUGUAGGGUAUAAAUUACAAAAUAAUGAAACGCUAUAAAAAUUUGCUUGGGCAUAGCUCAGGCACACUCAGGACAUCUAGUUUACAAUGGAGAACUUGAACUUCAGAACUUGUUGUUCAAGUCCAAAAACUCUGUAACCCAAAAAUACAGUGUUUGUACCUCUUUGAAGUUUUUAAAUAGCUCAAAUAUGUUUGGAAAAACACGAAGUACAAAAAUUACUAAUUAAAAUAUAAACAAAGGAUGAAAAAGGUGAGAAAAUUUUAAAAUAUUUGAGGUGUUUUCAAUUCUGACUUUGACAGCCGGCAUUUUCAAACGCAGCAUGCGGUGAUAAAACAAAAGGCUUUUUAUUUCGCUAUCAAGAGCACUGAAAGUCGUCAAAAAGAGAUAAACACUUUUGAAUAUUCAUCAGGUAAGAAUUUUAACUGAAAUUCCUUUUGUUUCUGUUGACAAAACAACAGAUUUGUGGCUAAAACGUCGUGCGCGCCAAUGUAGGUUGCUGUAAAAUGUCAGACAGGCGGUUUCUUUUGAAAUCUGACUCUAGUUUGAAAUCUGACUCUAGCUUGAAAUAAGUCCUUUUCAAGGACCAAUUUACGGACCAAUUGUAUAAAAAUAUAAUAUGUAUUCUCAAAUAAAAUGAAUAAUCUAAUAUUUAGGCAUUUUAGAUUGCGAUAAAAGAGUGAAAUAAAGUAUUUCAUCUUUGGUUGUUUGUCAGACGAGAGUAAACACAUUGGUGACACUUUGUUGCGCAUGCAGUUUUCAAAAGAUAAACUGCUAAAAAUAUAGCUUUUAUUUCACCAAAUAGCAAAGUAUCUUGCAGAUAUUAUUAAAAGAGCUCAAGCGAAGAAAUUCCAUGAUAAAUAAGUGAACAAUGAGGUAAAAAAAGCGACUAAAUUACAAUUUUGGAAAGUACAUAAAUUUAAUGGCUUCCCGCAAAAGAAGCCAUUUCAGAGGAGAACGGCAUUUUGUAAACUACUCUCUGACCUAUUUUAAACUUUUCCUUCAGGUAAUCGAUGAGUACUUCUUAGAAAAUGAGCGUACAUUAGUUUUAUGAUGUGCUUUAUUGAUUUAAAAAUUUUAUGGGGAUAUAUGAAGCAAUAAAGUGUAUUUUAGAAGCUUUUCAAAUCCCUGUCAUGAAGGUUCAGAAUUCGCACACGCCAAGUAACGGCAUAAUUCAAUACACUGAUUUUAAACCACAUUAUCUCUGAAAUGAGAGCUCGUUUCGAGACAAAGUUUAUAGAAACGGAUAUAGUAUUCAUUGUAGAGUAUUCUACUUAGUUUUAAUGCAGUUUUACUCGAAAUUUUUCUUGCCAAAAAUGUAUAUACGCACAUGACAAGUUGAACCUACUGUCUUCUGAAAGUACUUCGGCUAUAAUAACAACUUGAGCAAGACGACCAACAGUAGGGUCACAAAAACAGUCGAAAUCAUGCCAUAAAAUGCACGAAAAUUUCUUCUAAAAACUUAGUUUUACACUAGAUUGAACUUCCUUUAAUGCUAUAUCGUAUUUCAUGAAAACAUGCCAGGUAUUUUCAUUCAAAAACACGCUCAAAAAUAUCGUAACUACUCACUUGGAUUUAGUGUUCAUGUUUCUUGCGAUUUCCCACUUCACUUUUCCGUUAGAUUGAAAGAAAUUGCUGUUUUUCUGGCUGAAAAUUGCGCGACUUCAUUUGGACAAGAACUUGACUUGAAACAUAUGCACACUCCCUUAUGUUUUACAAUAUAUUUUAUAUGUAAAACACUUUAAAAACCUCUUCUUUUUCAUCCUUAAAACUUGCUGCAAAGUCCUAUCUUGUGACACUUUGCGGUUGUCACAGGUUUUGUAAAAAAAUAGAGUUUAAAAUCGAAAAUCUUCGCAACCUUUUGAUCAAUUUUCUCGCAUGAUGUAUCGUUUGAAAGCCCGAAUUUUGCACUUUAUACUCGUGACCGUUGCCAGGCAACCUGAUAAACACACGCUAGACAAUCGUGCCCGGAAGUUGACGUGUCAUCCAGGGCGCAUGAGGGCGCAAUGAGACUUACCCCAUUCCCAAUUCCAGGGUGCAUGGGGGCGCAAUGAGACUUAAUGAGUUAAUUAAAUGUACUUUUGCCUGCUAAAAAGCAUGGUACACUACACUGUAUACACAAUAAUAUGAUGUUAUGCAUGCAUGUGCAUUGUUUAAGCAUUGAUCAUGUUUUUGUUAUGUUAGGCAUGUGUCGAAUCAGUGCCUUAAUUUAAAAAAAAAACAAUGUCCUCAUGCAACUCUAUAGUUAUCGAAGUAACAUGAUGGCUUUAAUUUGACGUUGUUGGAUGCAAGUUUUGCUCCAUGUUGUUCGGUAUUCAGUUCUUAAAGACUUCCCAUCAGUAAAAAUUUAAAAGAAAGGCAAUUUGGCGAAGAUUGUAUUCAAGUGAAGUAAAACAUCAGCUACAAGCACUUUAAUUUAGCCUGGUUCACAUAUGCCUGCGGUAUUCCGGCGCUAUCAUUGUUCACAGCUGCAUGUUGAUGCUUAUAUUCUCAGUUUGUGAAUUAUUUGGUUGCACUGCUGUAACGACAAUAACCCGCCCACGGUAUACAGGGUGUCCCAAAAACUAUUGAAAUAACGUAUUGUGAGAAUUUGAAUGCCCUAGGCUGAGUUUGACUAAUGGUCGCGUGUCGCGGGUAAAAAGUCGCGGGUCGUAAAAAAGCUCCAAACCAUGUAUUUUAUUGAGGCGCGGGUUGAAUAAAGUGUGUAAAAAUCACGUUAUCAUUUAGUAAACAACUAUAUAGGCAUAGGCGUAUUGGACGGGGGGCAGGGGGGGCAGCUGCCCCCCCCCCAAAAAGAAUAAAAAGUCGGGCAAAUGUUCAACAAAAGUCGGGCAAAAGUAGUCAAAACAAGAAAAUCUCUCUUAAUAAUAACCCCAGUUUGUUGGGCAAAUAAAGCCAGUUGGGCAAUAUUCGCUUCACAGUCGGGCAAUAUUUGGUUAUUAUAAAAAUAAAUGGGACAAAUUCUGUCAAUUUUCUGGGAAAUGAUGUCAAUUUUUCGAUGUUUGGGAAAAUUUGUUUGAUGUUCCGAAAAAUUUAGGUAUGUCCGGAAAAUUUUUGGACCCCUAAAAUGGUGCACUGAGCGGUUGCCAAAAUAAAUUGUUCCGGGAAAAUUUUUUUCGGCAUUUGUCGGGCACAAUCCAAAAAAGUCGGGCAAAUUUCUUUCUGCCCCCCUAAUUUUUUCCUUCCUGUACGCCUAUGUAUAUAGGAUUGCUUCAAUACGAAAUAUUGCCCAAGAGCCUUUUGUCAUGAUUUAAUUGUUCUAUAUAAACGUCCCUAGGCUCUACUCUCUACAGAGUGAGUAAAUAAACUGAUACCUUCAUGGCUAAUUUGAAUAACAAAGGUGUCAGGUUUUUUUACUCACCCUGUAGCACUAAAGCCUGGUUCACACGAUGAAACUAGGGAUCCAAGGAUAGUGUGAAGUUUCAAAUUUAAAAAGACACUGCAAAAACUAUAUAGGGUCGCCGACAACCUAGAAAAGCUUGAUUGCUUACACUACGAAAUAAACAGUUACCAAAGGCAUUUCAUCUCAUUAUUUAUUGCUUUUAAUGCGAAACAAGCCUAACACAUCAGAAACGUGCCUUGUGAAACUGAUGCAAUUCAUCUAUUUAUUGUGUCACCAACAACCAAAUUUUGCAUAUUCUAAAUUUCCAUUUGCAUUUGCAGCUGUCGCUGAAAGCAUCCCCACGAGGCUACUGCUAUGCUAAAUUUAUCUAAUAAACUAUAAUUGAAAUAGCUGUAUAAGAUAUGUUAUGAAUAAUAAGCACUACGUCGUUACAUCAUUAAAAGACACAUUUUAUCCUCAUCCAUUCCGUAUUUUAUCCGCAUAUCCGUUCCGUGGAUCCGCUCCAUGCGCUUCCGCAUUUUAACUUAAUUGUGACAUGUUUCACAAUAACAAGUUUCAUUGACCUUUGACUUUUCCCAGUGUGACGUGUGUCUAUUUUCAGCUUUUCGCAUGUGUUGAAUAUAAAUAUCACUUUAGAUUUCAAUAGUUUCACAGUUAUAGCAGUAUUUAAAACAUUUUUGACAAGCUUUGAUACAGUUCUGUCUGUACAGAAUACUACAGAUUGAUUCUCGUAAAAUCUGGUAGAGUUAUCGUUGCACUGAAUACGAGUUUGCACCGUUGACAACGGCGUUGUGCUAGACACUAGACAGUAAACAAAGACAAGGGACAAGGUCCGUGAAUGUACACAUUGGUUACAUGUACCUCCUUGCUUUUUUCUUCUAUUGCAUAAAGCUUGUUGGCGAGCCAAUUAAGCGAUUAGCGAUAACACGUUGGCGAUAACACCUAAACGCGUUGGCUAUCUCCUCGUCUUUCUUAUUUAUACAAGGAGCUAUUGUAUAAUAGGGUCGAAUUACAAUUCGGUGCGGUGUCUUCAAUCUCCGAUUAAUUAAGCUUCUAAAAAAGUCAAAACUUAAAGAAAUAAAGCAAAUUUGGUGUCAUAAUAUAUCUAAGUAUAUUCUUCAUCUGUCUAUGGUAAUUUCGCUGAAAAACACUGUUUGUCUCAAUAUAUUUUGGAUUUUUAGUAUUGCGUCGACUUGGCAUCAUCUCGUGUCUAUUGCUACGAACUGUGCCGAUCUUCAAGUUUUUACCGAAUUACUAGACUUCUACAAAGUUACGCCAUCCAAGUUUUUCCCAGUGGUUUACAUAAAAUUUGCUCAAUCACUCUCAAGUCGUGGUAUUUUGUGGUAUAAUAUUAUUCUAAAAAAUCAAGAUUUUAUUAUUUUGUCCGUUGGUGUUGGAUUUUAAAUUUUUCGCGGCGUCUAUAUCGAGUUUCCCUGGCAACAAGAACAUUUGUUUGUAUCACGAUAUUAGCUGCUUUAUUUUGAUUUUCGUCGCUGGAUCUGCGUGUCGGAGACUUUUCCUGUCAUUUUGUUAUAUAUUUUGUCUUAUUCCGUGGGAUUUUUCGCGAAUUAUAAUACUUUGUUCUUUGUGUUCACUGCGUCUCGAAAGUUAAAGUGCGACAUUUUGACCCCGAUCAAGUUUCACAGUCUCAACACAUCAAGUCAUUGAAUAAAUCAUCUCCAGAUAAAAUUACCUCAUCACCUCCUGGUUUCAUGGCGAAAACAGCUUUUCUUGCUCCAAUUAUUAUAUUAAUUUUUGCAUCGGUUUUACAUCAAAAUCUAAAUGUCAAUCCUGGCCUGUCCUACAAUCUACCUGGUUUUGGACUGAACGUCCCAUUCGCUCGCAGUGAAGCAAUACCUGUUGGCCUUGAAGCAUGUCUCGCAACUUUCUCCGCAUCUAGAUUUCGCGGGUCUACCAUCCUGACUAAAAGCCAUAAUAACCAACUUAAACUCCUACUGUCUAUACUCCUUUCAUGUGGUGAUAUCCAAAUUAAUCCUGGCCCUAUUACGAGGUACUCUUGUGAGAUAUGCAGAAAAUCUAUUAAGUCCAACGUUCAAUCCAUCCAAUGCGAAAAGUGUUCAGCUUGGUACCACACUAACUGUUGCAAUGUAAACACCCCAAAUACCCUGUCCGACUCCUGCAUAUGGAUUUGUAAUAAAUGCGACGUUCCUAAUUUCUCUACAUCUCUAUUGAACAAUCAUCUCAAAACGCCAUCAUUACUCUCAAACUCGUUCAGCGCCCUUGAUAAUCAAUCAUCACCGCCAGCUACUCCCUCUAGAGAUUCUAAUACUGUAUUCGCUUCAACCCCCAAUCCAAUACCUAAGUCUAAACGAGUUAAAGCUAAACGUCAUCUAAAAGGAAUGAUCAUCAAUUGUAACGGUUUAAAAGGUACAUCCCGUUUCACAGAAUUUCAAGCUCUACUUGACCUACACAACCCUGAUGUUGUUCUCGGAACUGAAUCCAAGCUACACAAUGAUAUACCCACUUACUCUGUGUUUCCAUCCAACUACACUGUCUAUAGAAAAGACAGAAAUGCAAAUGGUGGUGGUGUUUUUCACGCUGUUAAAUCCGAUAUUGUAUGCGAAGAAUGUCCAAAAUUCGAUGCGAACUGUGAAAUUCUUUGGUCCUCAGUAAAGUUCCAGAAUUCCAAGAAAUUAUACCUAGCAUCCUACUACAGACCUCCCAACUCCUCUUCCGAAGCCCUUGAUGAGCUCCAGAAAUCUAUAAACUGUGUAUUUGAUUCGACUAAUCAUCAUCCAAAUAUCAUUCUAGGUGGUGAUUUUAACCUUGGAGACAUCAACUGGAAAUCUGAGUCUCCAGAACUCUUAAGUGAAAUCAAUUCCUUACAUCAUAAGAAACUUCUCCAGACACUUGACGACUUCUCCCUUACACAACACGUCACGUUACCUACUCGUCCAGCUUCUAACAAAACCUUGGACUUGUUAUUGUCUUCAUUCCCUAAUAAUGUAUCUAAUGUUUCGACCACGUCAGGAAUGAGCGACCAUUUGGCCGUCCUUUUUAACAUCGAUGUCGCGGCUACUAGAUCGUUCAAACCUCCACACAAAGAUUUCAUCUAUAAGAAAGCUGAUUUCACAAAGCUUAAUGAAUUUAUGUCACAUGCAUCGGAAAACUUUUUCCUAUCUAGUCUUCAACAUAACUCUGUAUCUGAAAACUGGUUAAAAUUUAAAUUAACCUUGAUAAAAGGUAUUCAAGAUUAUGUUCCUCACAAGAAAUCUACGCCUAAGUAUAAACUUCCAUGGAUAACCUCUGCUAUCAAACGGCACAUGCGGCUGAAAGAUCGCCUACAUAAAAAGGCUCUCAAAUCUCACAAACCUAAACACUGGGAUGAGUUCAAGAAAGAACGGAACUUAGUCUCUCGUCUCGUCAAACAAUCUCACAGUAGUUAUCUGAAUGACGUUAUUGGCGCAAGCUUACAUACCAAUCCAAAGAAAUUCUGGUCGUAUGUACGUACAAGUAAAUCUGAAAGCUCUGGCAUACCUCCUUUAAAAUUCAACGACAAAUUAUGUGUUUCUGACAAAUCAAAAGCUGACGCCCUUAACUCCCAGUUCCAUUCAGUAUUCACCCGUGAGAAUGCUCCAAUUCCAAAUAAAGGCCAAUCUCCAUACACCUCCAUCUCAAAUUUGAUCAUCAACUCCCAAGGUGUAGCCAAGCAACUCUCUGAACUUAACCCCAGUAAGGCCUGUGGUCCUGAUGAAAUCCCAGCUAGAAUCCUUAAAGAACUUUCUCCAUCAAUUUCGCACUGGCUUUGUUUCAUUUUCCAACAAUCCUAUGAUUCUGGUAUACUUCCACCUGACUGGUCAAAGGCCCUUGUUUCUGCUGUUUUUAAAAAGGACUUAAAAUCCAACCCAGCAAACUACCGUCCAAUCUCUCUGACGUGUCUGUGUUGCAAAGUCAUGGAACAUAUCAUUCUUAGCCAUGUUUCAAAGCACUUAGCAUAUCAUGAUAUUCUAAUUAACGAACAACACGGAUUUCGCAAACUAUUUUCGUGUGAGACUCAACUAAUUACGGCAAUCAACGAUUGGGCAAAAAGUAUCAACCAGAAGAAACAAACCGAUGUGAUUCUCUUAGACUUCAGUAAAGCCUUUGAUUCUGUUCCUCAUCUUCGUCUGAUGUCCAAAUUAGACCAUUAUGGUAUUAGAGGACUUUCCGCCAAUUGGAUCAAGGCUUUUCUUUCCAACCGCUCUCAAGUUGUCUCGGUUAAUGGCUACCACCCUCACCCUCAAACUGUCAUAUCUGGAGUACCUCAAGGAACAAUUCUCGCACCUGUCUUAUUUCUUCUCUAUAUAAACGAUAUUUCUGAGAAUAUUAAAUCCCAAAUUCGCUUGUUUGCUGACGAUGGAAUCAUUUAUAGAGAAAUUAAUAACGAUCAGGACCACGUCACGUUACAAGAGGAUUUAGACAAUCUAAAUAAUUGGGCUAACAAGUGGCAACUAAAUUUCAAUUUCUCAAAAUGCUACCACCUAGGAAUUACAAAUAAACGUGUCCCUGAAACAUAUAGCUAUAUGAUGAAUAAUCAAAUCAUUAGCAGAGUAUCUUCUACCAAAUACCUGGGCAUUACUAUAAACCACGACUUGAACUGGAACAAACAUUGUGACAUCAUAUGUAGUAAGGCAAAUAGCACUCUUGGCUUACUUAGAAGAAUCCUUGGUGAAUGUAGCGCUGCUGUUAAGUCAAGAGCGUAUACUAGUCUUGUCCGUCCACAACUUGAGUAUGCUUCUACAGUCUGGAACCCUUACACCAAGAGGAACAUCAACAAGAUCGAGAUGGUUCAACGCAGAGCUGCUAGAUUUGUCUUCAAUGACUAUUCCAAAGCUAGCCACGUCUCUCCAAUGAUCGACCAUCUGGGUUGGGACAAUCUCCAACAACGGCGACUGCUACACCAAGCCACUAUGUUCUACAAGAUCCAUCAAGGCCUUGUUGGAAUCAGUCUUCCUGAUGACGUGUGUCCUUUGACUAGAGCAUCCAGGCUGCCUAAUAUCUGUCCUUACCGCCAAAUUCAGUCGUGUGUCAAUGUAUAUAAGUUUUCAUUUUAUCCAAGAACAAUCGUUACCUGGAAUCACAUCCCAUUUAACAAUCUUUGCCAAUCAACCCCAAGUUUCAAAACACUUGCCAUGCCUUCAAUUAAGUCACUUAAUGUAGUUAAUUAGUAUCGUUUUGAAUCGUUUGUAUUGUACUAUAUGUUCGUUUUGUAGUCUUAGAGUUGUUGUCGUUGUUGUUGUUGUCGUUUGUCGCUUUUGCCAUUGUUGUUGUUAAGUAAGAGUUAAUUACCGAGAAGCGAGGCAUUUAGCCAUAUACAGCCCGAGGCGCGUAGCGCCGAGGGCUGUAUAUGGAUAAAUGCCGAGGUUCGAGGUAAUUAACUCUUACUUAUUACAUGAUUACAUGACGCGGUUUUCUUUGUUAUUCAUAGACCUUUAUUUUCCAUAAUGUCUUUCAAGUAUAUAAAAGCCCGGGGAGGGAUUUGAUAUUCAGCAGGGAAGAGUGGGGCUGAUGAAUUGAAUUGAAUUACUAAUUAGCUAUUCUAGUGCAAUAUCUGUAUAUUGCGCUGAGCUCCAGUGCAAUAUAUGUAUAUUGCACUCAGUUUGAGUGCAAUAUAUCUAUAUUGCACUUGAAUAAUUAUGUAUUAAAUACCUCAUGAAUAGUUUAAUGAGGCAUUUAUCUAGAUAAAUACCUCAUUAAACUAUUCAUGAGGUAUUUAACUAGAUAUAUACCUCAUGAAUAGUUUAAUGAGGUAUUUAUCUAGAUAAAUACCUCACUAAAACUAUAUUCAUGAUGUACUUAUCUGGGUAAGUACCUAAUGAGAGGUUAGUCUCUUUCCCAACUCGAUAAACGCUGUACCGUCUCCAGUCGGGAAAGAGACAACAGCCGUGUACCUCAGAACCCGUCAAAACUCUACCAUUAGGUAAGAGUAUGUAUCAUUCGGCGCACGAGGACUAGCUGGAUCAACCAUCAAACUUGCUUGUGCAGGGAAUUUAUACAGUAACAUCUGCUCUUUCGCUUGUGGGACGUGAAAUGAUAUACUGCGCAUGCUUGACCACAUUUUAAAGCGUAUAUAGUGCGCAUACUCAGCCUUGUGUUACGUCCCACAAGCGUAAGAGCUGUUUUGUGAAAACCUUCUCAAUCAUGUAAUAAUAACAUAUAACAACAUCAUUCUAUAAUCACCGCCUAAUAUAUGUGUCAUACAGUGAUUAUGAAGACUAAUUUCUUGUAAAUAAAUAUAAAUAUUAUCUAGUUUUUCAGUAUAUAUAAUUCCUCCUAGUGUAGUAUAAUACUGUUUUAGGAGUAUUUCAUUAAAGCAUUAAAGCAUUAAAGGCUUUCCAUUUUUAGUAACUGGAUUCACUCGGAUUUGCUACCAUGGUCUGGAACAUGGAGUAAAUCACGCACAGCAUGUAUUUCAUUUGGUGGUGGUGCAAUGUUACUUAUUCGUCAUCGCAGAAAGCUUAGAAACAAUGCUUCCCUGUGAUCAGCAUGUAGUACAAAGCAUAAUUUCUUUACUGGCUGUUGGUUCUUUGAUGUGCGGACUGUGCGCCAUGAUUGUUUAUGGCAAGAUCUCCUAUGACGAUACUUCAGACGUCUGUACGCAGAUGGAAAAAUCGAACGUUGUGAGCGUAGAUAUUGUGAACAGACCAAACUGUAAAACGGAAGGCAAUGGUAUGGAUAAGACGAGAAGUGAGAAUAGAGAAUCGACCGUCACUACUGUUAUAUCGUGUAUUGCCGGCUCCUGUGCUGUGAUGAAGUUGUGGUUUAUUUCAGGGAUUUUGAAGGUUUGGGACGGCGACAUGGAUAUGGAGUUGGUAUUCAUUGAUGUAUGCAAUCAUACUUCGUAUGUUCGAGUUGGGAAAUUCUGCCAUGAUGUUGUAUCUCGUACACCGCCGCAUCACGCUCAAACGAAAGUCUUUUUUGCUGUGGACUGUUCGUUUUAGCAUUACUCAAUUUUAUAUAAUAAUUUUAUGUUGCAAUGUUGCGGAAACAUCUACAAGCAAUAUAAAAAGAUAAUUUUUAAGAAACGCUCAUUAGAAGUUCUUCAAUACGACUGUCCUUUAUAAACUUUGCUACUGUAUAACUGAAGCGUGACCCAACCUAUCAACCAUAUUUAGUUUUUUAACGUAAUCAGAAAUAGUCUGAUUUGUGGAAACAGUCAUUUAACUAUACAAAUCCUUCUAACUACAGUCUUUUAAGAGUCUUUUAAGUUCUUUGUAAUUUGUAAUAGAACACUGGACUUAAACUUUUGUGGUUUGUGGAAACACCACGCGUACAUUUAUUAUUGCAUAUUAAUUAUACAUAUUCUUGACUUAUAAUCGAUUAUUGCAAUAAUAAAUAUACGGUUAUAUGUUUCCACAAACCAUGAAACUGAAAGUUCAUAAUACGCGUCUCUUCUAACUAAGAUAUUUUUAUUAUUUAGUUAUUCUAUUAUUUAUAAACCAUAUUUAUUUAAAUUGCAAUUGCCCCCAAAACCAAAGCUGGCAAACGGCGGCUUGCAAUUUAAUUCGGAUUCUGGAUUGCGCUUCAUAUAGUAGAGCUUUAAGUGGAUCCAAAUUUAGAGACGACCAUUGUCGGAACGGCGGAUUUUGCUUCAAAUUUUGGCGGAUCGGCGAGUUUGUAUAUCCUUACUCCUCCCCCCCCCCCUCUCCAUUAUUUGUCAGAAAAAAUUGUGUUUGUCGGAAUAAUGUUGCCCCCUAAAACAUGGGACCCACGGCAUCCCUGCCAGAGCAUUAAUCUCUUCAUCUGAUGCGAGUAGCGAAUUCAAUAAUACUCCUCAAUAAUCCGAAAAUGCUUGUGAAAAGUUGAAAUCCAGCAUAAAAAUUGGGUCCAUGAAGAUUGCAGGAAUAACGAAAAAUGGCUUUCUAUUUUUUGAGCUGAGGGGUUAAAUUUUCUUUAUAGAAUUCUUCUUACGACUCAAGUUGAAACGAUUCUUCGGAGACCACAAUGAAAAGCAAGAUUUUAAAAUCGUAAACAAUCGCAUCGCUUUGUAGUCUAAUUUUGCCAUGAAUUACCACAUGGUGUACCACAAAGUAUCCUGACCGAGUGGGUAUUGGCAUCGUGUUCAUUAAUUUAAAGAUGCAUUAAAUUGGACGAAAAUAAACAAGUUCGUUGAAGCUCAAACUGUGCACAACAAAUUUUCUAUCAUUCAUUUUUGUAAAUGAAUGGCAUGGAAGUUUUGUUUUAUUCAACUCUGCAAAUUAAAUUAUAAUAAUUCUAUAUAGUAAAUUUCCAAUUAUUAAAGUAAUAUUCUAAAUCUAGAUAAAAAUAUUAUGUCGCGUCCUUUGGACUUUGGACAGAUUCAGUUCCAUAUCCGUUCUAUAUCCGAUAGGACCAUAUCACCAAUGGCGUGCGUUUUCGUCGUCGACGAAUGUAAAUUAGGACUUUGAAACCAUCUUUGGUCCAGGGGCGGAUCUAGGGGUGAUCAGAGCGAUCAUGCGACUAAGGUAAAAAUUGGCCAGAAAAUUGUUAAAUUAAAAUAGCAGUCCAGUUAUCUAAUUUCGCGCAGUGUAUUUAUCGAAAGUUUAACAGUCCAGUUCUAAGAUAUCAUCCAUGCAGUAGCAACGCCUUCGAACAUGAACGCGCAGAAAAGCGGUCUUACGCAUGAGUUUUGCACGCUCUGAGUCAGAUUCCAGCCACCUGAUUGGCUAUCUCGAUUUUUGCGCGAUCUGUGGGGAGUUCUGAUCGCUAAAGCGAUCAGGGGCUCGAAUAAAAGCUAUCCGAUUGGCUAAUUCAAAAAAAUCCUGAAUUCCCGUUGGCUGGAUUUUUUUGAUCGAUCAUACCGUUCAGGCUAAUAGUAUGCACGGAAAGGUCUAUGUAUUUAUGUAAAUUGCUGAAAUAUUAUGUAAAUUUCGUCUCUUAUUAUUAUACGCGUACGGCGUACCCGCCGAUUUUAUUGCAUAUGCGUUUUAUGGCAAUCGGAAAAUUUAUCAGAAGUUCUAAACACGAAACCGCAAAGGCUGCUUUAGAGAAAGACGAUCGACAAUAUCUUAAUUAACAAUAUCUUAAAGAUAUGUAACCGAAGCGUUCUAUUGAAGACUUAUUGAGCGCUGUGAACAUAACAAGCUUCUUCCUCGCACCGCGAAAUUUUGGUGCGGAAUCUUACAUCCCGAAGUACGUUCGAGAGAAAACAAAAAAGUUUUGUACGGCUUUAAGGUAAAUAUAUUCUAUUUUAACUAGAUAUAUCAUUAUAGCUGUUGUAGGCUGUAGUGGAUUGCGCGUCUGGACGUAAUAAGAGACGAAAUUUACAUACUAUAUUUCAGUCAAUUUACAUAAUACUGCGGCUUAAUACAAGCAGUUUCAGUUUGUUUAUAAUUUGUCUAUGCCUCUUGUGGAAUGUGGGCUUUAUAUAUUGAUCAGAUACUCAAUAAUACUGUAUUAUUUAUACCUAGUUGUCUAGUAUAUUAAAACUACAAGCACAUGACAAUGUGGCAUGGCUUUGUGUAAUACGAUCUCUACAUUAUGUAUACAACAAGUAAUGAAGUAAAAUGGAUCAUGUUGCCAUUGUGAAUAUUCAUGGCAUUUGUUUCUGCUAUGAAUAUUAAAACUCGGAAAGCAGUGAAUUAAACGCGGAAAUUUUCUUCCUGCGAAUUAACAAUCUUUUGACCAUUCAUGUAAAUUAAGGACAAAAUAUGGAGUUAUGUGUUUCCUAGGCAUGCUGACGAGCCCUGACAUUGGGCGAAACAGUAAUUUUUUACGUAACAUUUUUCGUAAAACAGGAUACAAAUUAAUUCGCUUUGCGACCCCCCCCCCCGGUAAAAGAACCCCUCCCUCGAUGUUCAGCAACGAAAUUUUUGACUAACGUACGAAAAAUCCUAGAUCCGCCCCUGCUUUGGUCGGACCUAAACAUGAUAACAGAAUAACAGCAAUAGGUAAAUUUAAUAGCAAUUUUUUAACUCUAUCUACAGGAAAUAUUUAAUAAAACCUAGAACACAAUGAAGGCCAUGAGCCAGAAAAUACUUGUUUGCAUGCCUAUAUCGAGACCUCUUCGAAUUCUAUUUCAAUAUUAAGGUUUGCUCUCAUAGUUAUUCCAUUUUCUAUGAUUUGAAAAUGAAUGACCAUCAUGCUUUCACGGUGCGAGGACUUCAGAUACAUAAAAUUAGCUGGGAAGAAAAUGGAGGUUUUAGCAUUAAACUUAACUCCGAAAACAUGUUUUCCGAAAAUAUUCUGCCUUGAUCGGAUAAAAUAAAAAUAACAAUUUUGACCCAGGUUUUUAUGACAAGUACAUGCACAUGGAAUUAAGCUAAUGUCGAACAAAAAGUGAAACAGGUCAUAACUGCCUGCACACAUUUUUCUUACCUUCAAUGCAAACCAUGGGCAUGAUAUUGUCGUUCCCUCUUCCAAUUUGUUCAGAAAAAGGCAUCAUUUCCUUCCCAUAUUUCUUUCGAUAACGUGUUGGUUUACGCUUUCCUUUUUGGAAUCGUACAGCUGUUUAAAACAAAAUAUGCACAAGUUAUUUGAACCUGCAGGUUAGGAGAUAUAGAAUACUUAAAAGAUGCUUAUAGAUAUAGUCUGGUGUGAAUUCCAGUUAGAGAGGAGAAAACCCACCGGGCACGACGUUGUUUCAACGUUGAAAUUUGGUAGAAAAAAGGUUGCGACGUCGACAACCUAAUAUCUACGUUGCUCUGACGUUGUUUUACAAACAUUGGUUCAACAGCCGCCAACAGACGUUGAAUUAACGUUUAUUCAUGGUUAAAUGUACGACGUCGAUUUGUGAACCAAUCUCAACGUUGUUUUAACGUGGAUUCAACUUUGAAUUAUGGUUGACGAGAUUGGCAACCUAAUUUCAACGUUGUUUCAACGUCGAAACAGUAACGUCAAAUAUGUAUGCAAAUUGUGCAUAGUCAACCCUUUUUCAACGUCUAUCUAACGUCUGGAAGGUCAUUUCCAACGUUGAUUCAACGUUGGAUAAACGUCAUUUUGCUCGCUGGGAAGCGAUGAAUGAUAGCAGCAACCAAGCAAUUUUUCGAACCCAAUAGUCAAUACACUUUUGUAUCAAAUACAGUCCUAUUAUCUUUUAAAUGCACAUACAAAUAGGUUUCCAAUGAGAGACGUUAGAGGACGAAACGUAUAGUUCAAGCUGCAAAAUAUUUGUAGUUUUGCUUAAAAUUUAACUGAAUGCAUGUGCGAAGAAUUCUAUCUUUAAUCUUAAAAAUUUAAAUAAAUUAGACGAGAUGGGAAUGUGGAAUAAAUUAAAAAUAAUAGCAACAGUUUAUAUAGAAAGAACUCGUCAAGUGUAAAACAAGUCAUUUUACAAUUUUUCUUCAUCUCUUCUUACUCUUGAGAUCCCUUAGUUUGUCGAGUAUGCAAUGAAAUACAAUGUAGACGUCACAAUCGGGUAAAAUACGUUUCAAAGACGCCAAGUCGCUAAUCUCAUAGUGCUCACUAUUCAAAAUAGCUGAAUUCGUUCAAAACUAUGUCGAUGAUUCUUUGAUACAAAAUUACGAACUUUUAGUCAUCUUUUACAUUUCAAGUAAACUGAAAUAUCUUCUACAACCAAAGAAAAGUUAUAAAAAUGUUAUGAACGAAAUUCUUUCAAUCUAAACAUAUUCAAAGCUCAUUGCCAAAACUUAUUUUUAACGAUAUGUAAAUCAACGUGCAUGAUAGUACAUGUCCUUAAAAGUUGAAAACACCGUACAUACGGACGCCUAUAAUCUACUUAGGUGUAUUUAAUUCAGUUAAAUCAUGGCCAUAAACUUCAACUAUCUGCUUUAAGGAGCAUUCUUCAGUUAAUUCACCGAUUUUAUCUACCUGUUGGUGGUGAUAACGACGAGAUGGUAAUUUAUACAUUACUAAUUAUCAUCAAGACAAAUUUGGCUAACGUUACUACGUUAUAUCGUAGCAACCCAAAUCCCAGUUCACAACUUUAGCUAACUUACAUGUCUAUAAUAUAUAGUUGCCAUUGUUCUAGUCAACAGCAUGGCGCGAGUGAUAGAACAAUGGCAACUAAACAUUAGAAUUAUGUAUAAGAGUUAUUCAUGUAGAUAAUUAUAUGUCAAUGCUAAAGCUUACUUACCUUCGUUCUAUUCUACGCUUCUGUAAACUAGAAGAAUGGUAACUAGGCAUGCGAGGUAUCUAAAGUUAUGAAUUGGGUAUAAACGUUAGCCAAAUUUUGUCUAUUGCAGGAUAUAAUUGCAACUUACAAAUUCUUGAAUUACGUGGUUUAGAAUUCUUUAUGACAAUGUCCGUUGCUCCACUAGGGAUGGUGACAAGUCUUUGGAAACGUUUGCGCAAAAUCUGACUGAAUGCCCCAGUAACAAGUCUUCCUACAAAUAUUAGAAUAAGGUUAGGCAUUAGACAUUUAUUUAAAUUAGAAACACAGUUUGGAAUAGUUAGAGAAUACAGUAACAUUACAAUUUUAGCCUUAUGACACCGAGCCUAUCUCAAUACAAUAUAUUCGAUAUAUUUAUAUUGUAUGUUGAUAUCGAGAAAGAAAAAAAUUCAUUCAAAAAUUUAGAACAAUGUUUGCCACGAACCGUAAAUCCCACACACCAGUAGUCAGGGACAUAGCGAAGUUUGGGGGCAGGGGGGGGGGGGUUAGGGAUCCAAUUACCUUACAUUUCAACUAACAUUACCUAAAAGCAGUGUUCGAAAUCUAGUAUAGUGUUUCGACGAGUACAUUCUAGGCAGAUCUUUCGAAAGCACAUAUUAGCACAGUGGAAUACGACGCUAAAUCUACUAGGGGGUUCCGGGAAGUGCUAGCCCAGACACAAUUGAAUAUUUAGACCCUAGAAUGCCCGAUAAUGCAACGAAAAUUUUGAAUUCUGGCCUUUCGUUCACUUUUAAGUUUCACGUUGGUCUGUCAAUGUUAUUCUCUUAUAAUUUACAUGGAAAUCAAGCUCAACCUCGGAUAACUCAUGAGCAAGUGUUUGGAGUUGUUAACGCCCCCGCCCAUGCUCUGAUUGCUCACGCCCUGCCAGUAAUAUUACUUUAGUUUCUAAACAAUAAAAUUUAUUAAAUGAAUCUUACUUGUGGGAGUAGGUGAAGAAGUUGGUCUGAUAGUUUCUGGUUGCGUAGAAGUUAGUUUUGCGUAGAAGUUGGUUUUGUCGUCGCUGGUUUUGUCGUAGCUGCUUUUGUCGUAGCAACUCCGGGCUGUGUCGUCCUAUUUCCGAUAACUACCGAUGUUGUUACGGGUGACGUCAUGGGUGGUUGUGUUCCAACAACGUAGUCCGGCAUGUCGUAGCAUGUGCCGCUGACACAUGCACCGCUAUCGUAAUCACAAUGGGUACCAUCAUCAACAUGACCAACGAGCAGAAAGUGAGUAUCACUAAUACGACAGUGCAGCUGACAAUCUCCUGAAAACGAACAAGAAAUUUUAAAUCGGUUGCUUGACGUGCAUGUUUAUAUUAUCGGGCAUAUAUAAUAAUAAUAAUAAAAUUAAUAAUAGGGCUUUCAAAACACAAACGAACGUAACAUGUGCGUUUCAGGAUUUUACUUUUCAAGAUCAUUUUUUCAGGUUCAAUUCCUGGCAAAGGGGCUAUAGUUGUAUUUUUCGCAGCUAUUCCUUAGUUAGGUGAGAAUAUAGAAGAAUUUGCACUCAAAAUUUCCAGCUUCCCAAACCCUUCAACAAUGUACGACUCAUAGAUUCUGACAAUGCAACAUUUGGAACAACAGAGAGCGAGAGUGCGCGACGCGGCGACUUAACCACGCGGGUUUGAAAUAUAGAAAUUGAUUAUGCAGAACAACAAGAAUCAAUAUGCGUUGUCCCAAGGUUAUCAUUAGCACUGUCAUUCUCAACACAACCAAAGACAACGCAAAAGCUUGUUGUGAGCGUUGAAGUCGAACUAAGUUUUGCACGAGCUUCAAGAAUUUAUCACAGUAAUCAAAUUGGUCAUUCCUGGGACAAAAUUGAACCGUUGAGUUUGCCGCGUCAGAUUUUGCACUCACAAAUAAAUUAGGCAGAACGGACAUCGAUUGCUCGAACAAUUUCAAGAUUAGCCAUUAUCUUAAGUAGAAAAUAAAACCUACUUGUUCCUUGGAAAUUGUGAGCAUCAGCCCUUUCUCCACGAGCUGCACAUUGUAAAUCACGGUGGCUCAAGUCUCCUGAACAUACCUAUAUAGAAAUACACGGUUUAAAAGGAAUAUUUAAUUUUUUUCUUGUUUACUUAUGAACGUUUUUCUAUCCAGCCCCAAUCUUCAAAGCCCAUUGUGUUAAACUGUCGACAGGCAGCCGUAUUAGUGACUCUGGACGAAGAGUUUUCGCUUGAAACGUCGAAAUUCUCCUUAUAUUUUUCAGGUAGUUGCAUCUCUACCAACGAAGCGUGUUACCUACACUGGCACAGACAGUUCACGCCCGACCUAUAUUACUUAGCAUUUGUGGUUGCGAAUUUUGUAUCAUCAUAAAUUCAAAAUCAUAUGCAUGAUAUCCUCCCCAUUCCUAUACCAAGGGACUGUCCAUAUGGAGCCGGGCUGGCGUUCGUGAAACGAAGCUCUUAUAAUGGUUCUGAUAAACAUUCGAAAUGUCAGUUGAAUUAGCGUGAUUUGAUUCCAGGAACAGUGUAAAGUUCAUUUCAACUAUCUUUCAUGGUCAAGGAAAAACGCGAAACGGUUCAUCCCGGCUCAUAUGAUCAAUCCCUAAGAACGAAGUGUUGAUUAAGUACAAUAAUAGCAUAGUUGCCCCGGGUUCUUUUGUUUCAACAGGGACGUUUAAUCACGUAUCGCCCGCUGUAGCGGGCGAUUAGUUCUAAUCGCCCGCUAGAGCGGGCGAUUAGAACUAAUCGCCCGUUACCAAGGGUCACACCUUUGUCUCCCUGACGACUACGCAUUAGGCAAGUGCCUCACGCACAUAAUCGUGCAAGGAACAGCAACAGUUAGCUCAGAGCCGUCAAUAGUCUAUCAUCCGAUCCCUGAGUUGCCGCAUCAUUUAAAUUACGCACGUGCAGUCUCCAAAUUUAUACUAAUAUAUUUAGCGUGUUUGUUGUGGUACGUUAAAUGAUAGAUUGCGCAUGCGUAACCGAUUAAAGCGUAAAAAGUGCGCAUGUGCAACAAGCUUUUACAUCCCACAAGCAAUGAAGCAAAUGUUUUAGCUUAAAUACGCUGAUUCCAAGUAGGGCAUGUUUGUCCAUUUUUAAAUCGGAGCGAAACUAUGCUAUUACAAACUAAUAGCAUGGCUUUUCGGGAGAUUAGUGAUUAAAUGACCCCUUACCCUCGGCAGGUUUGCGGAAUUCCCUCGGGCUUCGCCCUCGGGAAUUCCGCAAACCUGCCUCGAGUUACGGGGCCAUUUAAUCACUAAUCUCCCUCAAGCCAUGCUAUUACUUAUAAGUAUAGUUAGCAACUCAUCUGCAGUUUGAAACUUUUUUUUUUAUUUUGGGGAGGGGGUAUUUAAACCAGAUUUAAAUCUUUACUUUUGCCCCAAGAGCUUAGAGAUCAUUGAAUUUGGGGGCUCACGUAAACUUGAGAAUUACAAUAAAACACACACAACACGACAAAUUAGACCAAAUCGCUGAAUUACUCAUUUUGUAUAAUCUUCAAGAUCUUAAUUAGAACGUCCUGAUUCUUUAAUAAAUAACCUUAAUGUAGCAUAAAUUGCAGCAUUAGCAUUAAAUCGUUCAUUAAGGCAUCCACUUGUCGAGAUAAACUAAGCAACAGCCAGUCGUAUGAUGACAAGUGCUUCAAACUUAUUUGCAAAUAUGCGUCCUAAUUCUUUAAUGGACCAAGACGAUCGAGUAUCGCACAUUACAGAUUAGACUUAGGGUCAAGCAUCGCUUUCACGACGUUUGCAGGAUUAUAUUAAACUCACAUGAGUGUUGCACCAUUCUUGUACAAGUUCCUUGGUCUCUCCUUCACAAUCUUUUCCAUUCAUCGAGGGUUUUGGGUUCGUACAAGAUUUUGUUAAGAAUGUAACUCCACCACCACAACUGCGCAUGCAUGGUCCUGGACCCAUCCAAUCUGAGAGGCCACCAUCUAUACCUAGGGGUUAGAAAUUGGGACGAGUUUUUAGUAGGAUUUUUAAAAAGGCAGCCAAAUAAAAGCUAUAUAGCCUGCAUGAAAUAGGACCUGAAAAAAAUUCUAAACUAAUAUUGGUCU
Paramuricea clavata is the source of this 23106-nucleotide messenger RNA. The record is from the annotation of a GenBank genome assembly. Lineage: Eukaryota; Metazoa; Cnidaria; Anthozoa; Malacalcyonacea; Plexauridae.